Olea europaea var. sylvestris is the source of this 734-nucleotide messenger RNA. RefSeq names its product protein LATE FLOWERING-like. The transcript has a single exon. The coding region runs from base 38 to 613 and encodes 191 amino acids. NCBI's taxonomy places the organism in Eukaryota, Viridiplantae, Streptophyta, Magnoliopsida, Lamiales, Oleaceae. The record is from RefSeq and is a predicted model, not a curated record. Gene Ontology annotation, biological process: negative regulation of abscisic acid-activated signaling pathway.
UCCCUUUUUCUUGUCUUGUAAUUACGACUACACAGGAAUGGAGGGUGAGACUGUAACUCAUGGUUCACCAAGCAGUGUUGCAGAAGAUCACACAGUUAAAUCAUUUCCCUGUCUGUACUGUUCAAGAAAGUUUCAAAGUUCACAAGCAUUGGGAGGCCAUCAAAAUGCCCACAAAAAAGAGAGAGAUUCUGCUAGAAAGACCAAAAAGGCUUCCCAAUAUGUUGUCAACAAUUUCCCUUUACUUUCACAUCCCCCAUUAGUGUUAUCUCCCAACUAUCCAAUUGGGAUUCUUAAUCCAUCAGCUUAUAUUACUCCCCAUGCAGCCAGUCAUUGUCAAUUUCAAGGCCAGCAAUUUUCCAGCCCAUUUGGAGCAUCAAAUGGUGCCCCCAGAUUUCAGAAUGUGGUAUUAUAUAGAGGGAACUAUAUGAAUAACAUGUAUCAAUGUGAAGGAGAUGAUCAAAGCUUGACCAAUUGGCAAAGAAGUGCCAUAGGGUGCAAUGGCUUCAAUGAAGAAUGCUCUCAGAAUUUACCAAAAUUGAAUAAAAUUCAUAGCCAUGGGGGUGAUGACCGCAGGGAAAUAGAUCAGAAACUCGAUUUGUCUCUUCAUCUGUAGACAUAGGGUGAUUUAGAUUGAUCUGAUUGUAGUCAAGCUACGGCAGUGCUUUUUGUAACAACCAUAUAAUUUAUUUUUUUUGGGUUUGCCUUUGUGUAUUCUUAAUAAAAGAUCAGUACAU